AUGGCCUCACAGAAACCCCGGGUCAUCCUAGGUCUAAUGACCUUCGGCCCAGACCCCUCAACCGGCGCCCGCGUCACCUCCCCCUCCGACUUCGCCGCCGUCCUCGACCUGCUCCAGCAGCGCGGUUACAACGAGGUGGACACCGCGCGCAUGUAUGUUGGGCAGAAGCAAGAGGCUUGGACGCGCGACCAUGGAAAGUGGAAGGAGCGCGGACUGAAGCUGGCAACGAAGGUGAUUUAUCCGCAUGAGAAAGGGAGUAAUUCGUAUGAGGGGGUUGUGAAGAGUGUGGGGGAGAGCUUAGAGGCUUUGGGGACGGACAGAGUUGAUAUCCUUUACCUCCACGCGGCGGACCGCGCAACCCCGUUCGCCGAAACGCUCCGCGCUAUCAACGACUUAUACUCCCAAGGAAAAUUCACGACCUUCGGCCUCUCUAACUUCACCUCCUUCGAGGUUGCCGAGAUCGUGCUCACCUGCCACCAAAACAACUGGGUGCGCCCUACGCUCUACCAGGGCAUGUACAACGCUAUCACGCGUAGCCUUGAGACCGAGCUGAUCCCCGCCUGCCGACGGUACGGCCUCGAUAUUGUUGUCUACAACCCCCUUGCUGGCGGUUUGUUCUCAGGGAAGAUUAAAAGCAAGGAUCUGGUUCCUGAGGAGGGGAGGUACAGCGACACGGCUCGAUCGGGUAAACUUUAUAGGGACAGAUACUUCCGCGACAGUACAUUUCACGCUCUCAAGAUAGUGGAGGAGGCGGCCGAGAAGGCGGGGUUGACGCUGAUUGAGACGGCGCUGAGGUGGUUGGUGCAUCACUCAAAGCUGAGAGUCAAGGACGGUAAUGAUGGGGUGAUUGUGGGCGUAUCGAGGCUGGAGCAGUUGGGGGAGAAUUUGGAUGCGCUGGAGAGGGGCCCGUUGCCGGAUGAUGUGGUGAGGGCAUUGGAUGAGGCGUGGAGGGUGAGUAAGGGGGAUACGACGAAUUAUUGGCAUGGGACGGUGGAGUAUGGGUAUGACACCGUUAAGGUGCUUUUUGGGAAGGGGGCUUAA
Messenger RNA from Thermochaetoides thermophila DSM 1495, 1041 nucleotides. RefSeq lists its product as uncharacterized. Lineage: Eukaryota; Fungi; Ascomycota; Sordariomycetes; Sordariales; Chaetomiaceae. The record is from RefSeq and is a predicted model, not a curated record. The transcript is spliced from 2 exons. The coding region runs from base 1 to 1041 and encodes 346 amino acids.